This is a messenger RNA of Eufriesea mexicana, 783 nucleotides long. Its product is annotated as neuropeptides capa receptor-like. The transcript has 3 exons. Gene Ontology annotation, molecular function: neuropeptide receptor activity. Gene Ontology annotation, cellular component: plasma membrane. The coding region runs from base 1 to 783 and encodes 260 amino acids. Lineage: Eukaryota; Metazoa; Arthropoda; Insecta; Hymenoptera; Apidae. The record is from RefSeq and is a predicted model, not a curated record. Gene Ontology annotation, biological process: neuropeptide signaling pathway.
AUGCUGCUGCCAUAUAUGCCCGAUUUCCCUCUGUACGAGUUGAGCAGUAUCGUGUUCUUUCUGAUACCGAUGCUAGUGAUCUUGGUGGUGUACAUCAGGAUGGGUUUAAGAAUCAGAAACAGCGUGAAGGCUACUUUGGAAACGGUGGGGCAGGGCUCGAUUCACGGAGACUCGAAGCAAAUUCAAUCCCGGAGAUCCGUGAUUAGAAUGUUAAGUGCCGUGGUUAUUCUAUUUUUCAUUUGCUGGGCGCCGUUUCAUGCUCAGCGAUUGCUCUACGUUCAUGCCCAAGAAUCCGAUUAUUACCCAGACCUGAACGAGUGGCUGUACAUUUUAAGCGGAUGCCUGUAUUACUUUAGCACGACCGUGAAUCCCAUUUUGUAUACCUUGAUGAGCAUGAAGUACAGGCAAGCGUUCGUAAAAACGAUUUGUUGCACGAUGAAGAGAACUGGUAGGAGGAGUUGGAUCACGAGAAAGUCCGAAACGUACAGUAACAGUUCGAGUGGAAAAGCACGGGACUCGAACUUCAAGUGCUCCGUGAGGUACACGAUCAAUCAGGCGAAGGAAAUGUUUCGAUUCACUACGACCCGGGAAAAUGUGGGAAAAGAUGGAGGCACGAACGAUGUCGUUGCUCGUAAAUCGUACGGGCUGAAGAAAGAAGAUUCCACGUCGAAGCCUCUUCUCAAUCGAAUGCACAGUGAUACACAGGAAGAAAGGGACAAUAAAAGUUCUGCACGCAGAACGACAGAGGAAAAUUCCUCGUCUAUAAUUAGCAGCGUUUUGUAG